UGGGCCGGGAGGAGACACCCACCGCCGCGGGCACCUCCUCCCGGCCGCGCGGCGGAGGAGGCCGCGGCCUGGGUGAGGGGCCGGGGGAGCGGGUGCGGCGGGAAAUGGCGGCCGGGCCGGGCUGAGGGGGGACGGGAGACGCGCCAUGAGGCUGCUGCGCGCCCUGCGGCGCUGCGCCUCCCCGGGCAGCAUCCCGCAGCAGGUGGACUUCUACUCGCGCUUCUCCCCCUCGCCGCUCUCCAUGAAGCAGUUCCUGGACUUCGGAUCUGAAAAUGCUUGUGAAAAGACUUCAUUUAUGUUUCUGCGACAAGAGUUGCCUGUUAGAUUGGCAAACAUAAUGAAGGAAAUAAGCCUGCUUCCAGACAACCUUCUAAGAACACCUUCAGUUCAGCUGGUGCAGAGCUGGUAUGUCCAAAGUCUUCAGGAGAUCCUUGACUUUAAGGACAAAAGUUCAGAAGAUUCAGGGGCUAUUCAUAGUUUUACAGAUACUGUGAUAAAAAUCCGGAAUCGGCACAAUGAUGUAAUUCCUACUAUGGCUCAAGGAGUAAUAGAGUACAAGGAAAGCUUUGGCAUUGAUCCAGUGACCUCGCAGAAUGUGCAGUAUUUUUUAGACCGCUUCUACAUGAGUCGCAUUUCAAUUAGAAUGCUCCUUAAUCAACACUCUUUACUGUUUGGUGGGAAAAUUAAUCCAGCUCAUCCAAAGCAUAUUGGAAGCAUCGAUCCUAGCUGCAAUGUUGUUGAAGUUAUCAGAGAUGGCUAUGAAAGUGCCAAGAGACUUUGUGAUUUAUAUUAUAUGAGCUCUCCAGAACUCAUCCUUGAAGAAUUGAAUGCUAAAUCACCAGGACAGCCCAUGCAAGUGGUGUAUGUACCAUCACAUCUCUAUCACAUGUUUUUCGAACUUUUCAAGAAUGCAAUGAGAGCCACCAUGGAACAUAAUGCUGAUCGAUGCAUUUAUCCUCCAAUUCAUGUACAUGUCACGUUGGGAAAUGAGGAUUUAACUGUUAAGAUGAGUGAUCGUGGUGGAGGUGUUCCUAUGAGGAAAAUUGACAGACUAUUCAACUAUAUGUAUUCAACAGCACCACGUCCACGUGUUGAGACAUCUCGAGCUACACCUUUGGCUGGAUUUGGUUAUGGCUUGCCCAUAUCACGUCUGUAUGCGCAAUACUUCCAAGGAGACCUGAAACUGUAUUCCUUAGAAGGUUAUGGUACAGAUGCAGUUAUUUACAUAAAGGCCUUAUCAACCGAAUCAAUUGAAAGACUCCCUGUGUAUAACAAAGCAGCCUGGAAACAUUAUAAAGCAAACCACGAAGCAGAUGACUGGUGCGUGCCAAGCAGCGAGCCAAAGGACAUGACCACUUUUCGCAGUAUAUAGCUGUUGGCCCAACAGUUGAUAAGAUAUAGGUAUAUCACAUAAAGGGAAUUUAAAAGACCUUGGUCUAUGCCAAGAUGCUGGGCCACAUUUCAUAUGUGAAAAUCAUUUUAAGUGGAAUAACAAAGUUUAAUUCAAUUACUCUUUUUUGGAAGUUAAGGAAAAGUAAUAAGCUGUUGAUACUUUCUAAGUAAGAAGGUCACAUUUAAUUUGUUCCACCUUCUGUUUAUGACUACUUUCUGUAGUUAAAUCAAGGGAGCAGUAAUUUCAGGUUUUAUAGGGAUCAGUGCAACCUAUUUCAUAUCUACUGAGAAAUGUAUUAAUUCAUAUAAUUAAAAAAAUGUUUUAAUACAAGAACUAUUGAAAAAGCUUGCCAGAGAACUUUUCCUUUAUACAAUGUUACAGAUUAAUGAAACACUGAUGUAAGAAACAUUAAGGAGUUCAUUGCUGUACCUUUGAGCCUGUAUGGAACUUUCUGUUCCUUGAUCUUAUAAGCAUGCUGAAGCCUAAUGUUGCAAAGCUAGGAAUGUUGCCUACACACUAUACAUCAAGUUUUUUGUUUUACAGCUGUAGAGAUCACACUUAGGGCUUUAGGAAUAAUGAAAAAAAAAAAAUCAGUUCUAGCUGCUGCCACUGGUAUAAUGUAUCUCAGGUAUGUGGUAUCAGUCAUAUUUCUUUAGUGGUAAUGUGAAUAUUUAAUAUGUGAUAAACUUAUCUUUCCAUGAUCAUUGUGAAUUAGCAAACAGUGUUGGCUUAUGUACAGUAAAGGUAUACUGUCUUAUAUUUGCUUGUAUUUCCGUAGGUAAUACCAAAACAGCAUCAGUGUUCUAGCCCUAGUGAGAUCUCAGACUCUGGGGUAUGUCAGGUUACAGUUGUAAAUGAAAAAUAUUUUUAAUAAACAAACAUUUUUAAAACUUACCUUUAGUAGGGCAUCUCUCACUUUGACAAUAUAAACUACCUUCUCAGAAGUAUUUAAAAAAUGUGGAAUUAACAGUUUUUGAAAAUACCUUUGUAUUUGUGGUGUGCUUCUGGCUUCAUUUAUCUAGUAACUUGAAGUCAUACUAUAACGUAAAUAAGGUAAGCAGAAUAUGUCAUCAGUCAAUGGCAAACUGUCAAAACAACCGUGGAAGACAGAAGGGGACAAGCAUAACAUUUCAGGUACUAAGUCCUUUUUUAAUAAAGGAUUCAACUUCUCUUAAUGCCUACCGUGCCAGAUUUGUUCAAGUUAGACACAUCUGUGUUGUACCUUUGAUUCAUACCAUUCCUCAAUAUUUUAGGAGUGGUACAGUUAAAGACCUUUAAAAUGAAGCUUUUGCCUUGAAUAAUUCAUUGCCUGUACUGCUGUGAUUAAGUUAUGCAGCACAGAUGCAUGAUCCCUCUCAGAAUGAGUGAGCCUAAGUUUUGCUGGUUUAUUUGCUUUGCACAGAGCAGAAGGUGAGAUACCACAAGUGAAGGGCAUAGCUGGUACAUUAGAACUUGUGGUCACACAGUUCUAGUUGUGCCUGAGCCAGAUUAAAGAUUAUCACCUGUUCCUCCCUAACCUAGUUCUGCAAAGCAGAUGUUUUUAUACUCUGUUCAAGCUAACACGGGUCGAUUUUACAGAGUGGAUUACAGAAUGGCUAUGUAUGCAGUUAAACUGACACUGAGGGAGGAUUACUCUAGCUUAACUGUACUGUUCUGGUUGUGAUUAACUGCUCUGCUCAAGCUUGUGGGCACUUAACGUCCCUAUUUUUCUUCCAUACACGGCUGUGAGGUGGUGACUGUUUGACAUACCUUUCAUGCAUGCAUGGCUACAAGUGACGAGAAGCUAUAGCUGUUCUCUUCAACCCUGUAAGAGGAUGACUGUGAGAAAUUCCACAUAUUGUAAAAUGGGGCCUGUACAAAAGUUAGAGAGAAUGUCUGCAGCUGUUACGUUUGCUGAACUAAAGCUUAAAGCUAUAGCAAAGGCUUUUAAAAACUCAGCGCUGAAGCUGAACAUUCUAGCUCUAACGCUAAGUUUUAAAUAUUUAACUAACUUAAUUGAACAAUUUUAGUAAUACCUGAGGACUACAAGAAAUGUUUUUGAAGAAAAGCUAAAUCAUUUUUUUUCCUAGGAAGUUAUUAAAAUACUUCAUAUGGUGUUAUUGAAAUAAAAGCCCUUUCUUGCUCUCUGCUAGCUACCAAUUAAACUGAUUAUUAGAAAAACUUGCCAUGUAAUUAUACUUGUCUCCCCUUCCUUACCUUCCAUCCCAAGUGAUUGUGGUAAAAACACACGUAUUGAUAUAUUUGUUUACAAUGUUUAACCCUAUUCAUAAGCUUGAUCUCUUACUUUUGAUGGAAAUAGAAGUUCAAACAAUGAUUUUUAAAAUAUUUUCAUUACUGUACUGCUGUCAUUACUAGCACACAAAGUUGAAGUGAAUCACUAUAGUAAAGUAGUAUAAUAGCUCAGCUAUCAAAACGCUGAGUUUAAUAGUUUUGUAUAAAAAUGAACUCAGUCUUGCACUGUAAAAGUAAUUUUGGUUUGUGUUAACUUAAUUUUUUUUAAAGAAUCACUACAUUUAUUCAUUAAAAGUAUUUUUAAAAUUA
Molecule: messenger RNA, 3934 nt
Organism: Cygnus atratus (black swan)
Lineage: Eukaryota; Metazoa; Chordata; Aves; Anseriformes; Anatidae
Gene: PDK1
Product: pyruvate dehydrogenase kinase 1
Exons: 11
Coding region: 146-1372 (408 amino acids)
Biological process (GO): regulation of glucose metabolic process; protein phosphorylation
Cellular component (GO): mitochondrion
Molecular function (GO): pyruvate dehydrogenase (acetyl-transferring) kinase activity
Source: RefSeq, a predicted model, not a curated record